AUGCUAACAGAUGUAUUUGUCCCUUGUGAACCAUAUGUGAAAAGAAUUAUUCGUGUGAAAGUAUCGCAGAUGGCCAAUUCCCUCAAUGGCCGGAACCCAGGUGGCCGAGGAGGAAACCCCCGCAAAGGGCGUAUUCUGGGAUUCAUUGAUGCUAUUCAGGAUGCAGUUGGCCCCCCCAAGCAGGCAGCUGCUGAUCGCAGGACUGUGGAAAAAACUUGGAAAUUAAUGGAUAAAGUGGUCAGACUGUGUCAGAAUCCCAAACUUCAAUUGAAAAAUAGCCCACCUUACAUACUUGACAUUUUACCGGAUACCUACCAACACUUGCGACUUAUUUUGAGCAAGUAUGAUGACAACCAGAAACUUGCACAGCUCAGUGAAAAUGAAUAUUUUAAAAUCUAUAUUGAUAGUCUCAUGAAAAAGUCAAAACGAGCUAUAAGGCUUUUUAAGGAGGGAAAGGAGAGAAUGUACGAGGAACAGUCACAGGACAGGCGAAAUCUUACAAAAUUGUCCCUCAUCUUCAGUCAUAUGCUUGCAGAAAUAAAGGCAAUCUUCCCUAAUGCCCAGUUCCAGGGUGAUAACUUUCGCAUCACAAAAGCAGAUGCUGCAGAAUUCUGGAAGAAAUUCUUUGGAGAAAA
Molecule: messenger RNA, 635 nt
Organism: Python bivittatus (Burmese python)
Lineage: Eukaryota; Metazoa; Chordata; Lepidosauria; Squamata; Pythonidae
Source: RefSeq, a predicted model, not a curated record